This is a messenger RNA of Carya illinoinensis, 2035 nucleotides long. RefSeq lists its product as uncharacterized. Bases 300 to 1775 code for a protein of 491 amino acids. The transcript is spliced from 2 exons. The record is from RefSeq and is a predicted model, not a curated record. Lineage: Eukaryota; Viridiplantae; Streptophyta; Magnoliopsida; Fagales; Juglandaceae.
AGAGCUUUAGCUCUGUUACUUUUUAUCAAACCGUACAGAUCUCGACGAUCCCAAACUGAACAUCUCGGUAUAGCAUUCCCUUUUGAAUGAAAGAGAAGAUAGAACAGAUACAGAAGACUUGCAGUAAACCAACCGAAAAUAAGAAAAGAGAUUUUCUGUUCAUGGAACAGCGGGAUUCCAGCAGUAUGUACUUCUCGUGAAUUUUCUUUUUGGUAAUCUCCAUCAUAAAGAUCACUACAUCUCCGUUCGUUGUAUCUGUGUGUGGAAAAGAGAGAGAGGCAGAGAGAACUUUAUAGAAAAUGGAGACGAAACAUUUCAGCCACAAUCAUCCCUUAGUCUUUGUCGAAGCAUUGGAAGGUGAUGGAGAAAAGGAAGUAGUUUGCUCAGGCUGCAAGGAAUCCUUGGUGGGUCUCGGUUACAAAUGCUCCACUGUAUGUGAUUUUUUCCUGCAUAAAUCCUGCUAUGAACUGCCCCAUGAAAUACAACACCCCAUGCACCCAAACCACACCCUUGUUCUCGAACAACCAUCAAAAGAUAUAAGAAGGUCUAGAUAUUGUGUUGCAUGCCUCGAGUCUUGCAAAAACUUCUAUUACCAUUGCAAUAGCUGCUCUUUUGCCCUUGACAUCAAAUGUGCUUCUCGCUGGAGAAUCAAUAAUACUGGGGACGAUCAUCCUCAACACACGUUUACCCCCAUCUUUAAGCAGAUUCAGUUCACUUGUGAAGCCUGUGGUGUGGAAAGCAAGGACAUUGCUAGCAUGUGUAGCAUCUGCCAGUUCUUGAUUCAUACCAAAUGUGCUCACUUUCCACGAAAGGUCAAGAUUUUUGCUCAUGAUCACUCCCUCACUCACGCUUUUUCUCUAUGCCAAGUUAAGAAGCCAGACGACGUAUUUUGUAAACUUUGCCGCAAAAAGAUGGACACGAAGUACUCGGCUUAUUAUUGUGAUCAAGGAUGUGAUUAUGUGGCCCACUUGACUUGCGCUUACGAUUUGCAGGCGUCGUGCCCCGUAGACUCCAGUAAUAUAACUCUUGAUUCGCAAUUUCAUGAGCAGAUAAACCUACAAGAUGAGGGUGAAACGGUACUUGGGGAGAUCAAACAUUGCAGUGAUCAUCAACGUCAUAGCUUAUGUCUCAGCAUGAAUAAAGAACUCGACGAUAAGUUUUGUGAAGGGUGUAGGCAACUGAUAUUAUUGGACACCUCUUUUUACAAUUGUGAGCAGUGCAACAUCUUCCUUCACGAAACAUGUGCUAAACUACCCAAAAAGAAGCGGCACUUGCUUCACCAACACCCUCUCACCCUCGUCUCAAGGGGUGAUUGCGUGUUCUAUUGCAGAGCUUGUGAAUGCUAUCGCAAGGGCUUUAGCUACACAUGUGAUGAGUGUAAUUCCUUCAGCUUCGAUGUUCAAUGUAGUUCACUCCCGGAAACCUUGAAACAUGAAAGCCAUCAACAUUCCCUUCUCCUUGCUAUAUAUUCAACGGACCAGUGCAAAGCUUGUUCCAGAUUGAUCAACGAUGGAUACUACAGGCAUAGAUUUGUAUGUACUGAGUGCGAUUUUGCCCUGUGUUUUGGAUGUGCAAGUCUUCCGCUCGUAGCUAGGUAUGAAUAUGAUCUACAUGAUUUUCUCAAACUCACAUAUGGUGUCGAAGAUGAUUCUGGAGAAUAUUAUUGUUUUAUAUGUGAGGAGAGAAGAAAUCCAGACCAUUGGUUCUAUUAUUGUGAAAAAUGUGACUUCGCUGCUCAUAUUCGGUGCAUUUUUAUGCCAUUGAGGAGGCCCUAGCUAGCUAGCUAUGGGGAUGGCUAUCUUGGCUCAACUAUGUUGCUAAAAGGACGUCAUAUAUUGGUAUCUUCUCCUAUGCUGUGGCCAACUAUCCUGGCUUGGACGUUGUUUACCUAGUUGAGAUUGAUUGAGUAUGCCCUAUUCUCUCUUUCGAGGGAAAUUAAUUAUAAAGUGCUAUAAUAUAGAGUUUGUCUCUCCUAUAUGAACAGUUUGUAAGGACUUGUUUAAAUGUUAUUAAUGAAGUAUAUUAAGGUCUCUAA